This is a messenger RNA of Helobdella robusta, 1609 nucleotides long. RefSeq lists its product as hypothetical. Gene Ontology annotation, biological process: protein phosphorylation. The transcript is spliced from 6 exons. The record is from RefSeq and is a predicted model, not a curated record. Gene Ontology annotation, molecular function: ATP binding; protein kinase activity. The coding region runs from base 485 to 1609 and encodes 374 amino acids. NCBI's taxonomy places the organism in Eukaryota, Metazoa, Annelida, Clitellata, Rhynchobdellida, Glossiphoniidae.
GUGAAAUUAGGAGGUUGGGGUGCGGUCGAGGAUUUGGCGAACGUUGCUGGCGUUUGUGAAGUAAAUAUUUCGGCCAUUUUCAAUUUAAAAUCUAGAAUGAUUAAUUUGAAUUGAACGAGUUAGAAAUAAGAGAAAAUUGCUUUUGUUUUAGUCAAAUAUCCGAAUUUCUUUGUCUUUUCAGCUUACUGGCCUUAUCAUCUUAAAUUCUUAAUUAUUAGAAAGUUAAUAAAAGUUGACAAUUUUUUUUAAAUUCUUAUUUGGUAAAAGUCAACUUUCUCAAAUUAUAAGAAUUCGUUUCUGCAUAAUAUAAUAACAAAAUAAUAAAAAAAUUACAAUUAUCAUGAUAAUAUUAUAAUUGAAUCAAAUUUAUUAUUUGUGAAAAAAUUCUGUACUGUACAUUAGUAUACUUUUAUAGUCUUGUGAUAUUUUGAACUGCUUAUAAAAGAUUACAUUACAACAUUAUUACUGCUAUCACUUGAAUAUAAUGUCUGUAGACAUCAUGAAGAUGAUGAAGACAAAUUUCAACAACAACAUCAACUUCAACACUUGCUUCACCAACAAAAACAUUAUCAACAACAACAACAACAUUAGAAGGAAAAGACUUCCAAGAUAUGGCAUUAAGAAGUUUUCAGAUAUAUACCAGGCCACUGAGGAAUACCUAGGGGAAGGCGCCUGUGGUACUGUGCGUACGUACUAUUCUCUUGAAAAACAACAAGAAUUUGCUGUUAAGAUUAUAAAAUGUUCCCACAACGUAACUCGAAACAAAGUCUUGAAGGAGAUAGAAAUACUUCAUCACUGCAAGGGCCAGGAGAACAUCGUCACACUGCAAGAAUAUUUUGAAGAAGAUAAUAACAAUGUUAAAUGGUUUUGUGACAUAUGCAUCAAGACUACACCAAAUGUCAAGUUGUUGUCCAAAGCAAAUGAAUUGUCAAAAAAAAUUGAUAAAUUGAAUGACUUGAACAUUGCAAUAAAGUCAGAUAUGGAAAUUAUAAAAACUGCCAUUAAUUCAAGCGAGGCCAUGUUAAAUAAACUUGGUGGUUCGGAGUCAGAUUUGAAUGACAAGAUGCAGUCAUUAAAACAUGAUAUAAAGUCAACUUUUGCUUCGGUUUUUAGUCAAGAAGUCAAAAAGAACGUUGACGUUCUUAAUGCCGAAGUUAAAAAUGUGCACAAAACUUUGAUUGAAGCGUCCGAUGUGAAAGAUAGAGAAACAAAUAUAAUGUUAUUUCGACUGCCGGAAGGUGUCAACGAUAAAGAGCGAGUUUUCAAAAUUUUGAACCAUUUAACGGAUGACGCCAUGUCUGAUAAAAAUGUUCUAAAAAUUGUGAGAUUGGGUAAAAAAACUGAUGGCACGUCGAGACCUUUGCUUAUCAAGUUGGACAAUAUCGCUGUUAAAAAUCAAAUUAUAAAACGCACUUUUAAAUUAAGUUCUCUGGUUGAUCAAUUUGGUCGAAUUGGCAUUAGUCAUGACUUGACUAAAGAACAGAGAGGUGAAUUGAAAAUUUUGCUAGAUGAUGCUAAGAUGCAGGAAGCUGCUAAUAAAGAUUUUUUAUUCAAGGUGAUUUCAACGUUCACAUUGAAAGGACUAACGAUCCACAUGCCUUUAGGCUAA